UCGCUGGUCAACAAGCCAGCUAACUUUAGCCGUGUCCGUUGACUGGUCAGGGCCUCUCGUGACCGACGCUCCGGGGGAUUCCAGGGCCAUGGACUUCCCGGGCCACUUCGAGCAGAUCUUUCAGCAGCUCAACUACCAGCGCGUCCACGGUCAGCUGUGCGACUGCGCCAUCGUGGUGGGCAGCAGACACUUCAAGGCCCACCGCUCGGUGCUGGCCGCCUGCAGCACGCACUUCCGCGCCCUGUUCACGGUCGCGGAGGGAGAUUCGAGCAUGAACAUGAUCCAGCUGGACAGCGAGGUGGUGACCGCUGAGGCCUUCGCCGCCUUAGUGGACAUGAUGUACACCUCAACGCUGAUGCUGGGGGAGAGCAACGUGAUGGAUAUCCUCCUCGCGGCCUCACAUCUGCACUUCAACAAUGUAGUCAAGGCCUGCAAACACUACCUGACCACAUGCACCCUGCCCAUGUCCCCCUUGUCUGACAGACCCGCCGCCCACCACCACCACCUCCCCCCGCAGCAGGAGCAGCAGAGGCACAGGCAGCCGCAACAGCAGGUCGCCGAUUCAGCGGCGAACCCCGCUCAUGCAGCCAGCGCGAACCUCGCAGCGAAUGCCGCCGCGUCCACGCUGCAGCGCUCCUUCCUGCUGCAGCAGCUGGGGCUCAGCCUGGUGAGCUCGGCUCUGGGCGGGUUGGAGGAGGAUGGCGUCGGGAGCGCGGCCGGUGGUCGGGUGGCGGAACAGAGAGCCUCCUUCCCGAUCCGACGUCUCCAAAAACGCAAGCCCUCUCUUUCCCUGGGCCUGUCGGAGGAGAGGCCCCGGCAGAGGCAGCGGCCCUCCGGCCCGGGCCCGGGCCCGCUGGGAGACGAAGGGGUGGAGCGGGAGGAGGGAGCGCUGCUCUCCCCAGACUCCCGCAAAAUGGGCGACGAAUCCAAACAGGACGGCGCCAUUGCCGGCCUGCUAGGGGCGCCCCAGGAUGACCCUCAGAUGCCCAGCCAGUCGGACAGCGGACACUGCGUCGGGGGGGACUCGGGGAGAAUGCUGAGCGGCGUGAGGAAAGAGGAGGACAUGGAGGAGCAGGACCGCCCGCUCAACAGAGCUGGGUUGAAGAUCAAAUCAGGGGCGGAGGAGGCAGAAGAACAGGAACAGAGGGUGGUGGUUAAACGAGAGCCGCUGACCUCGCCGGAACCAGCGGACGAAAUCGGCGACGUGACAACGCAGGCCGGGCCCGGCGGCCAGGAGGAGAAGGCGGAGCUUAGCCCAGAGAGCAGCGAACGCAGCUUCACCUCGGAGCCCCAGCCGAGCUCCGACUGCCUGCUCCCGCCCGGCUCCCAGCUGCUCCUCAAGAGCAGCGUUGCUGGGGGAGGCUACGGCUGUAACGGCGGGCUGGGUGGCAAACCCGGUUUCAGCAUCUCCAGCUUUCUCAGCCCCAAGGAUUUCGGGAGUGGCGUGGCAGGGUUGGACGCUGGAGAAGACGACCUCCCCAACACGACAACCGGCGACGCCUUGGCGCACCACUUCCUGCUCAGGCAGGAAGCUGGUCGGCCGUCCGGCUCGGCUUCGUCCUCCCUUCUGCAGUCGGGUUCGCUCGGUGGCGAGAGUUGCAAUGGUUUCGUAGACAACCUUCAAGCUGAGUCUUUGUUCCUCCGCCCCCUGCACGACAGUUUGGGGAACCCCAGAGGAGGUGGCGGAAUUGGCAGCGGGCGGCGUGGAGGGGGAGAUCCCUUCGGUUUGGACUUCCAGCGCUCCAGUCUGGGCCUUCACUCCCUGGGGCGGGCAGGGGCGGCGACUGCCGCCGCCCUGGGAUACCCAGGUUACAGACGCAUCGCUCCGAAAACGAACGGCGGCGCGGGGGCGGACGACGGAGUGGUCGGGCUCCUCCAGGACGCCGCCUCGUCCUCCUCGAGCCUGGCGAGCCCCCUGCUGCUGAACGAGAGCGGUGGCUACGACAUGACCGGUGGCAGAACCGCCUCCCUCCCCCCGCAGCUGACCCGCGCCUCGGCGGACGUCCUGUCCAAGUGCAAGAAGGCGCUGUCGGAGCACAACGUCCUGGUGGUCGAGGGCGCUCGCAAGUACGCAUGCAAAAUCUGCUGCAAGACCUUCCUCACGCUGACCGACUGCAAGAAACACAUCCGGCACACGGGGGAGAAACCCUACGCUUGUCUCAAGUGUGGCAAGCGCUUCAGCCAGUCCUCCCAUCUGUACAAGCACUGCAAGACCACCUGCAUGCGCUGGCAGAACGGCAACAUGUCCAACGCCCUGCUGUAGGACCAGUGACGAGCUGGACGCAAAGUCCCCUUCACCACCAAACAUCCGGAGUCUUCUGAAGCUUGUGAUCAGCUGUUCCGUCCAGACGACAGACCAAAGAAAGGGACGAUAAUGUCAUCUUUUUCCUCCUGAGAAACCCACAUACUGCUGAGGUGGCAUCAGUAUUUGUGAACGUGUUUUCAUCGUAGUAGGACCACAGGGAUGCAACGGGGCCACGUGUGUCGCUCUGGAUUCAUGGUAGGGUAACCACAGCUAUGCGGCCUUUAUUCCCCGCAGGGUAUCCGACCGCUUCGGGCCAGUCAUGAGGUUUUUUUGUUUUGGCGCUGCCACACUGUUUUCUAUGUCGUCUUUAUUAACGGUGCGUAAAAUGUAGACCUGUUGAGGUGAUCCCUUUUCACGCUGCAUGUCUACAGUUUGUGUAAUUAACUUUGUACGUGUGAGAAAAGGCAUCUGUGCAAGCGCCAACACCAAGAACAAAUAUGUACAAAUGUUCCGCUCGACUGCACAUUUGUAAACCGUCGAGCGGCGGCGGCCCUCAGCCGAGCGUCCUCCUGCGUGUCGACCGUGCCUUGUUCUGUGCAAGUCGUACAGACGGAUGUGACGCCUGCGAGGAUUCAGAACCGCCGACGGCCGCGUGCUCCUUGGUGCUGUGGAACAAAAAGGCGAUCAAGAUUCAAGAUUCAAGAUUCAAGAUGUUUUAUUUGUCACAUACACACACAGGGUGUGCAGUGAAAUUCGAGUUCAACCAUCGUCUGGCAGGGCCCGCCCGGAUGUGGAAAGUCAAGAGCUGCUGCGAUCGCCGCCGCUGGAAAGGAGGUGUACUACAAGACCCGUGGAGAAUGGUGGGACGGAUAUUGUGGACAGUUCAACAACGUGAAAGAUGACAGAGAAUCUAGUGUAUUGUCGACUGGACAAAAUAAUUGUAUUCUUUUUUUACUACCGAAGUGAUGCAAUUAGAGGAGGAAAAAAAGCUGCAUUCACUGGGCCCUCCAUUUCUAGUCCUGCACCUUUUUUGAGACAAAUUAAUAAUGGCCAUUUACUCGCUGUAAAAUGCACCUUAUGUUGUGCGGGUUAUGUGGCACAAUUGUAAUUUGUAUUUUUUUCCAAUUGUAUCAAUUCUGACAUCUUCCCUCCUUAUUGGCGACUGAGUCCCCAAGAGUCUCAGCUGUGGUGGACGAGUGUCACAGACCCUCCACACGCGUGGGCCGAGAGUUCUUGUGUGUACAGCCUGUGUGUGUUUGUGUACUUAUUAAAAGGGUCAUGAAGUACUGAAGCAUUUGCUGAGGUUCAGCACGCGUUUAAAACUAAAAGAAAAAAAGGGCUUUAGAAAGGUAAACAGCGCAUUCAUAGUCCGGUUCGACUCCAAGAAAGAAACAUUGUGUGCGACUACUAGAAAUCUGCUUUAUACACAUGCGUCUUACACACCUUUUAGUGAAGCACUUCAACAAAUCAUUCUUUCCUUUACAAAAUGUAAAAAAAAUAACUGUUGUGCUGUGUGAAAACGCCGCAGUAUUGUAAUUAUCCAACCUCAACGGGAGAGGGGGGUUUUAAGCUGACGGUCGUUGCGGGGUGUUUUUUUGCGAGCAGGUGAUACGCAGACAUGCACUGAAGUCGGCGUCCAUGUCGUCGACUCGUUAAGGUGAACCGACAUGAGAAGGGAGAAAAGAACGCACACGUUUGCCUUUCUGUAGUCUUGUCUCGUGUCUCCUGCGCUGUCGGCCUCCGUUGCUCGUCCUGCACCUUAUUGCUCGUUGUUUUUGUCAUAACACUGUUACUGACCUCUUUUGUAUAUCUCUAGAAGGGGAGUCUCCUCGUCGGUGUGUGUCUCCCUGCAGCCAUAAGCCAACACACACACACACAGGUUUGACCUGGUGACCUUCACGCCGUGGAACCGGCGGUGAAGUCGUCAUCGUGCUCGUGAGCAAUGCAGAAGGAGAGUCCUCCCAACUGGAGGACCAUCACGGUGCUCUCUUCUAAAAGCUGUAAAUAAUUCACGUGAACCUCUGAAAAAUGCACUGGCUGUACUUCCUCACCCCCCUUCCUGUAUGAAAAUGCCAAAAUGUUCAAAUGCAUCCAGAAAAAUGUCUGGAUUAUGAAAGUCACUGCCUUACGCCCUGUAGCUUGAAAAGCUGGGCUUUUUGUUAAUAUGCCAAAUCUGGAGUGUUCCCGUGUGUUUCUGUAUACUUAACAUAAUGUAACAACAGGGCGACGACAUGUGUCUCUGCUGUUGAAGAUUGUACAGGAUGUUCAGUUGGUGUAUAGACUGAAUUAAAAACAAGGAAAUUCA
Pseudoliparis swirei is the source of this 4550-nucleotide messenger RNA. RefSeq names its product zinc finger and BTB domain-containing protein 5. The record is from RefSeq and is a predicted model, not a curated record. Lineage: Eukaryota; Metazoa; Chordata; Actinopteri; Perciformes; Liparidae. Gene Ontology annotation, molecular function: protein binding; DNA-binding transcription factor activity, RNA polymerase II-specific; RNA polymerase II cis-regulatory region sequence-specific DNA binding. Gene Ontology annotation, cellular component: nucleus. Gene Ontology annotation, biological process: regulation of transcription by RNA polymerase II.